Molecule: messenger RNA, 14244 nt
Organism: Pristis pectinata (smalltooth sawfish)
Lineage: Eukaryota; Metazoa; Chordata; Chondrichthyes; Rhinopristiformes; Pristidae
Product: protein kinase C and casein kinase substrate in neurons protein 2-like
Exons: 12
Coding region: 412-1851 (479 amino acids)
Biological process (GO): plasma membrane tubulation; cytoskeleton organization; regulation of endocytosis
Cellular component (GO): plasma membrane; cytoplasm; endosome
Molecular function (GO): phospholipid binding; protein binding
Source: RefSeq, a predicted model, not a curated record
GGUCACCUUGUGGAACAACUCACGGAAAUUCGGCAGUUCCCCAACAUUCAGGGGAAUGCGCGCAGCCGCAGCCACAGCCGCCCAGCGCUGAGCUCACAACCAGUCACGGAGGGCGGGAGCGCGCCCCGGGUUUGACGGUGCAGGCGCGCGCGGGGCGGGGUUGACGCGCUUGCGCGGUGCCGAGCGGACUCAGCUCCGGAGGUUGAGGGCAGUGGAGGAAACGGUCGGGGUAGUGGAGCUUGUCAGUCAGCCGGUGGUUGUGCGACGAGCGCAGCGGCGGUACGCCAGUCCUGAACGGUGGCAAAGGAAGUUGUGCUGUGGGAUGUGAAGUUUUUCUAGUUGACCCACUGAAGACAAGUUUUGGAAGAUUUCUAACUGCCAUUGAUCUGCAAGAAUAAUCUCAAUACAAUCAUGUCAUAUGAUGAUUCAGUUAUGAUUGAAGCACCCAGUGACAGCUUCUGGGAGGUUGGGAACUAUAAGCGCUCUGUAAAGCGCAUUGACGAUGGCCACAGGCUCUGUAAUGAUCUUAUGAAUUGCCUCCAUGAACGAGCUCGUAUAGAGAAGGGUUAUGCUCAACAACUUACAGAAUGGGCCAAGAGGUGGAAACAGCUGUUGGAGAAAGGACCACAGUAUGGGACUUUGGAAAAAGCAUGGGUAUCAUUAAUGACUGAGGCAGAAAAAGUCAGUGAGCUGCAUCUGGAGGUCAAGAGUGCAUUGAUGAAUGAAGAUUUUGAAAAGAUCAAGAACUGGCAGAAAGAGGCCUACCACAAGCAAAUGAUGGCAGGCUUCAAAGAAACAAAAGAGACAGAUGAUGGAUUCCGUAAAGCACAGAAGCCAUGGGCCAAAAAGCUGAAAGAGGUGGAAACUGCUAAGAAAGCCUAUCAUGCAGCUUGUAAAGAGGAGAAAUUAGCAAUAUCCAGGGAAUCGAACAACCGGUCAGAAUCAAAUACAAAUCCAGAACAGAUGAAGAAACUGCAGGAUAAAGUUGAAAAAUCUAAGCAAGAUGUUCAAAAGACAAAGGAAAAGUAUGAGAAAAGUCUAGAAGAGUUAAAUAAAUGCACACCACAAUAUAUGGAAAAUAUGGAACAAGUCUUUGAGCAAUGUCAACAGUUUGAAAAAAAACGAUUAGAUUUCUUUCAAGAGGUCCUCUUGGAAGUUAAGCAGCAUCUUGACCUAUCUGCCACCAGCUACAGAGCUAUAUAUCAAGAAUUGGAGCGUGCUAUUAAAUCAGCAGACCCCGAAGAAGAUCUUAAAUGGUUCAGAUGUACACAUGGUCCAGGAAUGCCUAUGAACUGGCCCCAAUUUGAGGAAUGGAGUGCAGAUCUCAACCGCACACUCAGCAGGAGGGAAAAGCCUAAAAAGACUGGAGAUGGAGUGAUCUUGACGAGUGUCAGUCAGACAGGCGAUCAGGCAUCUCAGCCUUCCAAAUACAGCAGUCUUAGUGUCCGGAGUACUACUAACUCGAUACGUUCCAGUUGUAACCCAUUUGAGGAGGACGAGAAUGAAAAACCUGUCGAUGAGAAGGAGAACACAAUCCCAAAAAAUGUUAGCACUUAUGAAAAGAACCCAAAUUACACCACUGAGUGGUCAGAUGAUGAAAGUAAUAAUCCUUUCAACUGCAAUGAAACAAAUGGUGAUAAUCCUUUUGAUGAGAAUCAUUCAGCAGGAUCGGAAGUGCGAGUACGAGCAUUGUAUGAUUAUGAAGGACAGGAACAUGAUGAGCUUAGUUUCAAAGCAGGUGAUGAAUUGACAAAGGUAGAAGAUGAAGACGAGCAGGGUUGGUGCAAAGGGCGACUAGAAAGUGGUCAAGUUGGCUUGUACCCUGCCAAUUAUGUUGAAGUUAUCCAGUGAUGUAGAAUGUACCAACGCAAAUGCUAUGAUCUUUUUUGCAUUUAAAUACACAGUUACAUCAACCUAAAAUAAAAAAUAUAUUGGUGUAGAGAAUGUACAAAUUCAUUAUAUUAAGCAUUAUUGCUUCAGACACUGCUUCGCUUUGAGAAGAAUCAAGUUUUUAUCAGUGAACAAAUACACAUUUUUAGCAGGCUCAUGUCUUGUCUUCUGAAGUUCAGCUGAAGCUCAUUAUAACUGUGACAAUGGAUUUAAAUAUUAUCUAUUAGUCCAUGGCAAUGGCAAUUUUAGUUUUCAAAGACAGAUUGUAAAAAUUGAUUUUAAUAACUUGCCUUGUGACUGCUGAAUACUAAUUUUAAUUGUUUAUCUUUGCUUUGCUGCACUAUCUAUUAAUUGAUUCCCUACAGCUUUCCACUUCGGAAAAAAAGUUGACUUAUUUGUUUUCUUUAUUUUUAAAAAAAUUAAGGCUCAAUAUUUUCCUACUACUUAUUUUAAUAUUUAAUUUUGUUGCAGUUCCUCUUUUGUAGACAUGGUAUUCUUUUACAUGCAUAAGGUGUAGUAAGAAAAAUGACCUUGUGCUCUAUUUUAAUUUCCUUCCUGUAGCGUAGAAAUAUUUAAUCAUUUAUACUUCUGUGCAAAACCAUGUGCUUUGGUGUGUUAGCUAAACUUCCCGCACCAUGUAUUAGCACGUCAGUGAAACACUGGGAUGUGUUUUAGUUGAAUACUACUGCACUUGUUGCCUGUUACUUUAAUGUUGAUGUAUCAUAAUUGAUAUAUAUCAAUAGAAAUAGUAUAAUGUUAAACUUAAGCAGUCUGCAUUGUGAAAAUUGUGGAUUUUAAUGUUGAUGCAGAAUACAGGACUCCAUGACUUUUUAUAUGACAUAAUGUUCAUUUGCUCCUAACCAAGGGCUUUGGAAGAGUUAAUGGUGGAUGUUGAAGAGAAUGUAUGCCAAUGUUUCAUUUAUUUUCAGUUGUUAGUACACUGUUCUGCAUAUCUCUUUGAUAAUUGGAGAGUUUUGAAAAUCUGCUUUAAUAUGCAGCAUGGAAUUCUCCCUUACAGCAAAGACUGCAGAACCCUUGUAAUGGAUUAAAAAAUCAACAUGAACAAAUAAUUGGGAACUGUGGUGAAUGUUUUCUAGUGAAAUAAUUGUUCUAUGAAUCCUUCCAAGUAGUCUUUACUGCUACGAUUAGACUAGAAAUUGUAUGUAGUAAGAAUGAGGUAGAUUUAUGAUUUUGAAUGAGAUUCUGGGCAACCCUGUACCUGACAGGAAAGUUAAAACUCUACAAUUUUAGGUAAGUAGCUUUAUUGGAAUGCAGUGUAUUAUAAUCAAACUAAAUGGCUGCUAGCUUUAAAAAAAAGUCAUUAUUAGUCUCCCUGGUGUAUGUUUGACUGAUCAUGUGAAAUGACUGUAUAAACUAUUGCAUUUGUCUCAUUUAAUUCACUAACUUAUUGACCGAGGGUGCCUUAGACUUUUCUUAAAGUUUCCUGUAGAAUCUUUAGUCAGUGGGUUUACUUUGUAUCUUUAUUGCACACUGGUUAGAGGAUGAAAUCUUUAAAAUUAACCCAACCUUUGACUCCAAUAUUUUGAAUUUCCAAUAAAUUAGUUUACUUUUACAAAACUAAUUAUUUUUAUAACAUGUAAGUUUUGACUUGCUAAAAUUUAGUGCCACUUCCAGAUUUUCACAUUAUUGGUCAUAUCACUAUUUCAAUUUGUGGUCGUUGCCACAACUACUUGAGAAAAACAUGUUGUGAACUAAGCCAUUUUAAACAUAUUUUUGAUAAUUCAACAUGUUUAUAGAAAUGUUUUCUUUGGCAGGAACUUAUUUUGUACAGCACUCUGGGAAAAAUUACUGUAGAUAAUUGAGAGUGAGAUUGUCAAACAGAAUGAGAACUUGCAGAUGAUGGAGCCAUCUAAUCAUAUGAACACAUGAAAAAAAAAACAAGAUGCUGGAGGAACUCAGCAGGCCAGGCAGCAUCCCUGGAGAAUAACAGAUGGUCAAUGUUUUGGGUCAGGACCCUUCAGGACUGAAGAAGGGUCCUGACCUGAAACGUUGACCGUCUGUUAUUCUCAAGGGAUGCUGCCUGGCCUGAGUUCCUCCAGCAUCUGCAGUCCUGUUUCUCUUAUGUGAACAUGUGAAUUGUGACAGGAGUAGCCCACCUAGCUCCUCAAACCUGCUCUGCCAUUUAGUAGCAUUGUAGAUCUGAUUGCAACCUCAACUCUGCAAGUCAGUCUACCCAUGGUGCCCUCUUGAUUAUCAAGAAUCUGUUCAUUUCUGCCUUGAAAACAUUGAAAGCCUUUCUUCCACCACCUUCUGAGGCAAAGAGUCUCAAAGACUUGUGAUUAUGAGAAAAAAAUCAUCUCAUCCCAGUCUUAAAUGUACAACCCUUUAUUUUUAAACAGUGACUCCCUAGUUCUAGAUUCUCUCACAAAGAGAAACAUCCUCUCCAUGUCCAUCCAUUUGGGACAUCUCAGGAUUUUAAAUAUUUCAUUCAUCCCCUCUCACUCUUCUAAAGUCCAGCAGAUACAGACUUAGCCUGUCCAAUGUCUCCUCAAAGAGUAUCCCACCCAUUCUAGUUAUCAAUCAGGAAUACCUUCUCCAAACUGCGAUCAACACAUUAACAUCCUCCCUUAAAAAGGGCAAAAGUACAGUUCUCUAGAUGUGGUCUGUCCAAUGCCCUAUAAGCAAAGCCUCCCUAGUUUUGUAUUCAAUUUUCCCAGCAAUAAAUCAUAACACUUUUUUGAGCUUUCCUAAUCACCUGCAGUAUCCACAUCCCAGACUUUUGAACUGCAGAGAAAUAUGGGUGUCCUGGUGUGCAUGUACAAAAGUUCUGUAAUCUCUCACCAUUCAGAUUUUUUAAUUUUUCCAGCCACAUUUUCUGACAUUUAAUUUGCAACAAUUUGUCCACUUAGCCCAUCUGUAGCCCUUUCCCUCCUUGUAUCUUGUUCACAACUUUUCCACCUAUUUUUAUGUUGUCAGCAAAUUUAGUAACCAUCCCUUCAGUGUCUUGAGGCUAAUCACUUGCAUAAAUUGUAAAAGGUUCAGGCCCCAGUACUGGCUAUGGCACACCAUUCAUCUCACCAGAAAAAGACCCAUUUACACUCAUUCUCUGUUUCAGUCCACCUUCUAUCCUUACCAACAUUUUACUUACUAUGCCAUGAGUUUUAUCUUCUGCAAUAACCUUUGAUGCUUUAUUUUAUCAGAAAAUAAGAAAUAAGAUGGAAAAUAGAUUUUGGAAAAACAUGUCCAAGAAUGAAAUUGAAAGAUUCCACCCCCACCCCCCACUAGAAGGGUGGGGAACAAGAACCAGCUCAAAUUCUUGAGGAAUAGGGUGUCCAAAUGGAGAUGUGAGGUACAGGGAGGUUUUUAAAAACAAGGAUGAGAAUCCUGAAUUGAUUUGAGUAUAUGGAGACAGUGAAAUUUGGUUAGAACUAGUAAGACAGUGCAGCACAGACUCAAGGUUUUAAAAGAAUAAUCUGGGGAGACUUAGAGAGUACUGGAGAAAAAGGUGAGGUUAAGCUUGGGAGUGUGAAGUGAACGUAGUUUGAGAGGUGAAGAGUGGUGGUUCAGGUGGUGAGUCAGAUGUGGUUGAAAGCUCAAUUCAGAAGCAGUUUGCAUACCAAACUUGCACAUCAGCUGAUAAAGUUGAUGAAUUCCAGAGCCAUGUAGGUUGUGGUUAUAGACAAAUAAGUUGAUUUGACUGCUAACAGCCAUUGCACAUACUGAGUGACUGCCAGUGAAAAUGUACCUCAAAAUGAAAUUCCAUGGUGAAAAAAACCCACUAGAAACAGCAGGGUCAGGUCAGUUAGCAUCUGCAAAGAGUUAAAUGUGGGGUUAAUGUUUCAUGUUUGACCCUUCAUUGGAGCCAGCCAACACUCCUCCCUCCCUGCCACAACCACCACCAUGCCAUCUAUUGGUGAAAGCACGAGAACUCCAGAAAAAUAUUAAGAUAGUUUUAACCAUUUUCAUCCUCCCAAAACCUAGCAAAUUGUGCAGCACAAUUAAACAUAUAGUUCUGUGUGUGUUUGAGUUGUGAAUUUUUCCAUGCUAUUAAAACUGAAUGGAUAUUCCAUAAUACUAACUUCCAUUUUCUGUUUUGCAUUACAAAGGACAAAUAAUAUUGCUGCACUGUAUUUACAUUCUUACAAGUUUCAUAACAGAUGCACAAAUCAGUAAAUCAGUCACAAUAAAUUCUGCUUCUUUUAAUUCCCUUUUUGUGAUACUGCUGAAUUGAACAGUGGAAUUAAUUUUAGUUCAUUGCAGAGCCUUAUUGCUCUUCAUAUUGCUCACAGACAAGUUAAUUAUGCCGAGUCUUUAAUCUUAAAUAUACCAGUUUAAAGAUAAGAAACUUAUUCUUUAGAGUUGAAAUAAGUAUUGACAUUGAUUUCAAGAGUGGUGGAAGUGGUGGUGGUAGUAAUAUAAAUUGUCAGUAUCUUUGAUAAUAAAUGAAUAUUUAUAGUCCAUGUUUUAUCCAGGAUACACUGGCACCAUGGACAUUGUUAUACAAAUUUUCUGAUUAGUUCCACCACAGACAUGCAUGUAAUCAGGCACAAGAGUUUGUAUAAAUUGGCUACACAGAAUCCUUCCCUAAACUAGGAGGUCAUGCACAUUUCUAGUCAGUUGCAAGAAGUAUCCACAACCUUUCUCAGUUCUCCUAUGCCUCAUUCAUAAAACUUCACCAGUAGCAAGGUACUGUGAAAGUAACUUGCUACUUAUAAAAGUGGCCAAAAUGGAUGCAGGGUUACUCAUUCCAGCUGGUGAAAUCAAUAAUAGCCAAUAAGCAGUGCACAGAAUUAAGCAGCUGUUUGCUGGAACAAGGAAUUUCAUCAUUUUCCCCAUAGCUAACAGAGGACACUGUAUUUUUCAAUAUUGGGAAAUGAGGUUACCGCACAAGCCUUGUAAUUAAAAAAAACCAAAAAAAUUAUGCAGUUUAAAUGCCUUGUCUUUAAGCAAAAGUCAAAAGAAAUCCAUCUUGCCCCAUUAUUUCCCCAACAUCAAAAAAUACAAGCUUGAUUCUUAAGAGACUAAGAUUAUGCAGCAGUGACCAAUAUCUUAAUGGAAGUAUUGUACAUCUGUUAACAUAUUAACAAUGAUGUACAAGCAACUUUUUAUCAUCAAAAGUUUACUGUAAGUGUGUUAUGAUGCUUCAAUGGAUCAGAAGAUAUCCCCACUACAGCACAGUUUUUUGGGCAAUUCUAAAUGCUACAUGCUCUAUAACUAAUUCAAAAAGGCACAUUAAAGAACAGCUAGAAAAGCUGACCACCAACAACACCAAAGAUGCAAAGAGGAGCAUGAGGCAAAAGAUUAUUUAUGCUUAACACUCAUUGUACAUACUGAAUAACAUUAGUUUAUUCAGUAAACUAGUGUUACUGAAUAAACUAGUAACAGUUUAUUCAGUGCAAGUGUAUCUCAAAAUGACACAGAUGGGGGGAGGAAAACACUGGAAUUGCAAUCAGCAGGUCAGGUAGCAUCUGUAGAGUUCAACAUCCCCACUCCUCAUCUUCAUGUUAACAAAUGAUUUAUCUACAGUGUCUCUAUCAACAUUCAACAAAUCCUAUUCUUAGUGCUUGGUGUCAUUAAAUAUUGUGCACAUUAUGCUUAUGAUGCACAGUGAAAAUUAAUUGCUAUGUUCCUUUCUCCAAGUAUGAAGUUCCUGUCUUUCACAUCUGCCAAAUCUCUCUCAUAGUCUUCUUCCACUUGGUGUCACUGUGUAACUGAAGUGCUGUUUAUUCUACCUUUGCAUUUCUAUAAGUGAGGCACCUGUCCAGUAUUUUUCCAGAACUGUCAGCAUCUCAGAAUCAAGUUGAUCAUUAAACUCUAGGAGUCGAUUCCUGAACUGGCUGAGAUUUUGGCUUUGCCUUUUAGGUUGUUUAGAAACAUUAUCACACGUAUUUACCAAUGUUCCUGCUGGAUACUGCCUGAUUUUGUUUGCCACAUUAGUAACUACAGACCCAAUGUGCCAAUGAGAUGUAUGAAACCAUGACUAAAUUUAAUGCAUGAUAUUAAAUGUUCCAAUAUUUUAAUUCUUUAGGCAUAGUUAGAUACAUCCAAGUGAGAUCAAUAAACAUCAGAGCCUAAUUGGCUGUAAUCCAUUAGUUCAAAAUGUACAUGCAGAUCCUGUCUUAACAACUCGACAAAAGUAAUAUAGUUGGAUAUACAACGAGCCUGCAGCUAAUUCCACUAUGAGGUGUACUACCAGCAUCAAUAAAAGGUCAGCACACGAUUGCUUUUCCCCCCAUUUCCUACUUGUAGACAUGCUGCAAUUUUGUCAGAGUUUCAGAGAACUAUCCCUGUUGUAAUAGCCUCACAACUGUGUUUACCUACAGACUUUUUGUUGUCCCAUUCCUUGUAAGUUUUCUCUUUGUGUUCAUAGGAAUUUCCAAUAGAUAGUAAGCAUUAGGAGUUGCAUUUGAACAUUUCUUUCCUCUUGAUAAUUCUUUGCACGAUUAAAACAAACCUGUCCUUGUAUUUCUUUCAAUCUCUUUCUGAGGGCAAGUGUUCCAAACAAAGUGCUAAUAGUUUUGCAUGCCCAUCAGCCAAAUAGUAAAUUAGUUUAAGACUAAUUUCAGUAAUUAGAUUUAGGAUUACGAGAAAAAAGCUGCCUGAAGCAGAGUACAUUCAUAAAGAGAAAGUUGAUCAAUUCCUUUGAGGUCUCCUGUUGGAAAUGUUCCCAGAUGACCAAAUCAUCACUAUUAUACUAUUGAUUUGUAUUGAGAUAUGAUCAAAAUCUUGUAAUGGAUUAGAAAUCCUUCUAAAUUUCUAUUGUUUUGCUUAACUUGCCCAACAAUUUUAUUAAUUCAUCGUUAGCUCCAAUGAAACUGCAAGAAAACACCAGUCCUGAUGCAGGGUUUUGACCUGAAACAUCGAUAUUUCUUUUCUCCCACAGAUGCUGGUUGGCCCACUGAGUUGCUCCAGCAGAUUGUUUGUUGGCUAAUCUAAUACAUCUGUUCUAAUGUGUAAAUUUAGUUGGGUGCCUUGGUUACCAUAUUAAUCAACACAUUAAGUAAUCAAGAUAACACUCAGCUGGCUUGAUUGCUGGCGUAGUUUUGUUAAAUAUAUAGUCAUUAUAGGAAUGUUCCAUACAAGUUCCAGUCUAUGGAUGUUUUCCCAGAUUCAAUUAAGUAUCCAUAAACCUGUAAGUGUGUAAGAUUUAGGUUGUAACUCCUGAAUACACACAGAUGGAAUUAGACAAACUACCACAAGCAGAUGCUACCAGUACAUUAGGACUUGCAAUUCUGUAUAAGAAGACUAUACAAUAUGAAAACCAAGAAAAUAGUGUAACAUUCUAAUUUGUUAAGUACAAAUUGAUCACUGCGCCUGUUUAAGAACUUUGAUCUAAUGUUUCUUUGACUGUAUUUAAAUUGCUAAAUAUUAUUAAAUUUACCUUGUUUUCUAUUAUAUUCCAGUAGUUUUUACCACAUUAUUCUUGCAACAGUUUUUAAAGAAUAAAUUUGAUCAGCCUUUAAAGUUCAAGUUCAUGACAAUACUCACAUUAAGAACUGAAACUGAAGCUUAGAUCAACAAGUUAAAUGCUUGGUUCUUAAUCAGCAAGUUACUGGGUAAAACCACAGAUCAACUCCGAUCUGUUAAAUGUUUUCUCCAGUAAUACAAGUUCUCAUUGCUUUAAAAAAAAUCAUUUCUUCUAACUGGUGAAUCAAGAACAAAGGAAAUAUUCUUAAAAUUACAGCUAUUCCAUACAGGAUCCAAGCUAACUCAGAAGCAACUUUUCAGCCAGAUGCAAAUAAAGAUUGCCUGGCUCAAUUAGCCUUGUGAUUAAAUUGUGCAGAUUACUGCUGAUUGCAGUCUGCAUGAAUUGAUUCAAACUUGGCUACUGAUCCCUGGUUUUAAAAAUUGCAUGAGCACAUGCGAGCCCUCGCACUACUUAACCUUUGAAACAUUUUCAGAUGUGGAAGGAGAAUAAUUAUUAUGAGACUCGUGUUCUAUUUUUUUUGGUAUUGUUGAGAUGGUUUUGUUGGUGUAAUUAGAUUGUUGGUACAUAGCAAUGAUAAAUAUGAAACAAAGCAAUAAUGAAUAUGAAUGUGUCUUCCUAUUGUUCCAUUGGCAUUACCUCUGACAUGUGGUCCACAUAAGAUUAUACCCUCAAGAGUGACACUUGUGCUUCAUUCUGGAAGUAGGUCAGCCUGGAUUCUGCAGUGAUGCUGAGGCUGAAGCUUAAAUUCUAAGUGCCUCUAAUUGCAGUCUGAACAUACCUCCAAUUAUACCUUUUACUAUGUCAUAAUUUCAAAUAACUAUUUACAUAAUACCAUUUACUUUAAGGAAAUAAGAUGCUAAUUCAUGUACUCUCAAUUGUCCCAUUACUUAAUAAAAUUAAGCAACUCAAAUAGUGUUCCACCUUGCCAUUCUAUGUAAAAUAGUGCUCUAUUGAUCAACUUGGAGAAUGCUCCCUACAGUUGUCUUAUUGUUAUUCCAACAGAAGACACCCUUAAAACAUUUGUAGAGGUGAAAGGAGAAUAAUAAUUGAGACUUGAGUUUGUUCUAAUAUUUUUCAAUAUCGUUGAGCCUUUGGUUUGCACAGCAAUAAUAAAAAUGAAAAAGGAGCUUGCCUUCCUAUUAUUAAAGUGUAUAAUUACAAAGGUUGUAUAUUUUUGUCCAGAGAUGGGAGUUUGCCCUUUCGGUAUGCUGAACGUGUUGUGUAUAGUAUUAGUGUCCUGCAAAAUAUCAGAAAAUUUGCAAAUAACCUGCUUAGAAAAUUGAUUUUUGCCCUAAAACAUAACCUACAGAGAUUGCAGCUGCCCUUUUGAUGUAAACUUAAUGAUUCAGAGUCUAAAGGACCUCUGUCUAAGGACAGCUGCAGAAAAAAAACUGCCAUCAAGGGAAAAUACAGAAGAGGGGGUACAUGUAUUUUUAGUGGGGUUGGGUACUGCUGCCCACCCACCAAUGUCAUCAUUAACAUAGAUUGGAUUACAUGCCAUUGCAAGGCAUAGGCUCAUCAUACUGGUACAGAUUGACACACUGGCAUGUACAUCUGUUGCAAAUUAGAUAGAAAUGCUGCAAGAAAUAUGUGGGCAAUAAAUAGGUUGGAAGAUGUAGAGAGAAAUGCAUUUGAUGGAACAAUGGUGACCUUUUAAAUUAUUAUGAUACAUUUCUGAUCCACAGGGUUUGCACCUUGGGUUUCUUGAGGUUUAAAUGCAGGUGCUGGGUUGCACCUUUAACAGCCAAUUUCUAUUGGUAAAUAUGGAACUAGCUGUUCCACACUGGAUGUAAUCAUUAGAAACGCUUUGUAUACCAUGCAAGCUUCAAACAAGUUAAAGUGUAUUGCACCUGGAGGUGCCCAGGCUGAUUUCCCGAGGAUUGCUAAUUGACCCAGAAACAAUUGCCAGUGGGAUCCCAAGUGCAUGAAAAGUCCUUUAUUCACAAAUAUUCCAUAAAAACCAUGUGCAAUUAGAUCCAAUUUUCUAGGUAAUGUUAUCAAGCAGACAAUCCUGGGGUUUGAUUAUCAACUCCAAUAACCAGAUUUUGACUAUUUCCACAUUUUCAAUUUUUUUUCUCCUGGUCGAUAGGUUUUCUAUCUCUCCAUCUCCAUUUAUUUCAAGGUCCUGCCUUCCCCCAGAUUAUUUCAGUUGUUUACUCUCAAAAUGUCUUCGAGUUAUUUGAAAAAUGGUAUGUGACAUUAUAACCACUCUAGCUUACUCAGUUUGUCUUCAGGCUUUUUUCCCCCCACCUUUCCUGAUGCCAUGAGUACCCCAGCUUGUCCCUUCUACUGAAAAUUUACACUGAAGCACAGAACAAAAGGCAAUAUACUGUGAAUCUGUAAAUCUAAAAUAUUAACAGAAAAUGCAAACAGUAGGUGUUACAUCUUAUGGGAAAGAGCUGGCUACUUAGCUCCUCUGGCCUGUUCUGCAAUUCACUCAGGUCGUGGCUGACCUGUGGCCAAAAUAUACAAGCCUGAAUUUUCACCAUAUUCUUCCCAGAUAUUAAAAUUAUCAAUAAAGCUAGCAUUAAUUGCACUUACAGAUGAGUUCCAAAUUUCUACCACCUCUCUGAUUGUAGAGUUGUCUCCUGACUUCUGAAUGGCUAGACUAUAGACUCUGUCUUCUCCAUCUGCAACCUUAAAUAAGGACUGAGUUUUCCAGCAACAAUUAUUGGGUUAACUAGUCUAUAAUUCUGUGGUUAUUCCCUCUCCAUUUAAGUAGCCAAAUGAAGUGAAAUUUUCUGAUGUAAAGGAACAAUUGCUGAAUUGAGUAGUUAAACAAGGUUCUAAUCUACUUUAAAUCUUAGAGUGAAAACAGGCAAAUUCUGGUGAUUUGCAACUGCUGUUUUUUUUUAUUACUAAUUUUUAUUAAUUUUAAUCAGUCCCUAUCCCUGAUUAAAUGUUAGAUUUCUCAGGAUGUUGCCUUCUUACUCCAAUGUAAAUAAUGCAGAAUAAUCAUUGUAUUUCAUUUAAUUUGUGUCAUCACUUAUUCUUUUAAGAAAUAUACAUUUACCUCUUCUCACCCUCUAUUAUAACAUAAUUUCCCUUGCAAGUUUCUUUUCGUACUCUCUUUUAACAAUCUUUUUUGUCAUCUUUGACUGUUCUUAGCAAGUUAGAAAUUUCCAGAUUUAUGCUAGGAUUUGCCUUUUUGUGUGUGUUUUUCUUCAGUUUUUUUUCUGUAAUUGUUCAUGGCUGUUAUUUUUUGGCUAUUCCAGAGAACAGCUUAAGAGUCAAGUACAUUGGUGGGCCUGGUCCAGACAGAGUAAGCUUCACAGAUUUCUUUCCCUGAAAACAAUCCAAUAGUUUUAUGGUUACCAUUUCUGAUCCUAGAGAUUUAUUCCAGAUUUAUUUGAUUCCUCAGUUGCAGUGUUGAGAUUCAAAUUCAUAUACUGUGAUCAAUAGUCUGGGUCUUUGGAUACUAAUCAAGCAAGAACCACAGAACUACAAUGCCCAAAAACAAUGUUAUACCACAUCAUCCCUUCUAAUGAAGAAUGAAUUGAGAGAGAAGAAUAGAUUUAGCAUGCCUGAUAUUUAUAUGUAAGAAUGAACAAUUUAAUAGCCAGAAUAUGGAUUCCCUUUUGAGUUCUAGUAAACUUGAUAACAGGGCUAGUUGCCAUUGUUGGAAUAACUUACCAUUUGCAGCCAGCAGUCUGUUUGGUAUUAGGUGGGUACGUCUGCUGCAUGGAACCUUGCCCUUGGUUGCGGGAUGGAGUGAGGGAAUGAUCAGGGGGAUUGUGGGGUGUUGAUUUGAGAGCCUGGACUGACGGUCGAGAGGAAGAAGGUUGAGGGAAUCAGGGAGGGAGCAAUGGAAAUGCAGCAGGCCUGGGACCAGGCUAGGGAAGAAAUUGCAAGUCCUUGCCUUUGUUCAGUUGCCAGGUUUUCCUGUGUUCUCACUUGAACAAAUUAAAUUCUAGGUAUUCAGACACUGACAAACUGAUGAAUGUUUAACUGUUUUAUGCUUCACAUUUUCUUUCUGAUAUGUUGAUUAUUUGCAGUACUUUCUUUGUAUAGUGUCUGCAUAAAUGUUGACCUAUUCAUUGUGUGUAAAGGAACUUGAAAAUUAAUUUCUAAUUUCCCAUUAUUAUUUAACCUGAAUAAAGCUUUAUUUGCAUAAUUAAAAUACCAAAAUAUUUUGUUAUUAACCAAUUGUGUCCAUAUUAUUUUGGUUAGAUGCCACAUGUGCAGGAUGCAUGUUUCCACUAUUUUUCUCUCUAUUAAACAGUUCCUCUAAUGGACUGCAUAUCUGGUUACCACUUAAUCACAAUGUCAGGCAGUUUAUAUUGAUGUAACAUCUAUUUGUCAAUUAUUUAAUACAUAACUUAGUCUUUUACUUUCAUUGGCUAAAUGGUGGGAGAGCGCAGGGAAGAAAUGAAGCUGUCACUCCAUGCACCCUGACUGUUUUCUUUGAACAAACAGCUUUUGUCAAUACAACACGUUUUUGAAGCAGAGCUUGUACCCUUUGUUAGAUGUAAAGCCUCAAAUAGAAAUGGUUCCCAUUUAAAUAGAAUAAACUUGAAAUUGACUGGAGAUUACAUGAGAUUUGGAAUAAAGACUAAUAUAAGAUGCUCAGUACUUUUGCUCAGAUGCUCAGUCUUAGGAGAUUUACUAGAAUGUUGCCGGGUCUUCAGGAGUUACAGGGAAAGAUUGAACAGGUUAAGACUUUAUUCCUUGGAGUGCAGAAGAAUGAGGGGAGAUUUGAUAGAGGUUUACAAAAUUGGAGGGGUAUAGACAGAGUUAAUGUGAGUAGGCUCUUUCCACCUAGAUUAGGAGAGAGAAGCAGAUCAACUUCAAAAUCCUUAAACUGCUGUCCAUGAUUUCCUACUCUACAGGCUGUGAUGUAUUCAGUGGAAAUCAGUAUUUACAAACUUUUUUUCAAAAUUCUGCUUUUUCAAAAAAAGUUUUUGAUAUUUCAGCUUCCACUGUGAUUUCAUCUGCCUCAACCUUUGAGGUCAAUAACAUUUUGA